Bacillus rossius redtenbacheri is the source of this 1943-nucleotide messenger RNA. RefSeq names its product ciliary microtubule associated protein 1A-like. Gene Ontology annotation, cellular component: cytoskeleton. NCBI's taxonomy places the organism in Eukaryota, Metazoa, Arthropoda, Insecta, Phasmatodea, Bacillidae. Bases 300 to 1049 code for a protein of 249 amino acids. The record is from RefSeq and is a predicted model, not a curated record. The transcript is spliced from 7 exons.
GACUGGUUACGGUAGUGGCGGCCGCUGCAGCCGAGCGCCGCGUGGACCGCCAGGGGGCUAUUUGAGAGGUCGCCAGCCGGGUUGCGCGCGCAGACGCCAACAGUGUCGCUGUGCGGUCGCUCUACUCCCUACCUCCGUGGCCGCGCGCUCCGCUCCCUUCCCUUCCUCCUUGGCGCGCGCGCGCUCCCCUCUUCAGUCGAGUCUCCGAGGCGCUCCGGCCAGUGUCGUGUGCGACGCCCGCGCGACGUCAGUCUCUCUCCAGCCGCACGUUCGUCCGCGCAACAGGCCCCGCUGGCAUCAUGGGAGGAAUCACGCAGCAGCCGUGGACGCCCACCAAGAGACGCGGACCAAUCGCCGCCGAGUAUUCCAGCCCCGGCCCGGCCUGCGUCACGCUGCCCAGUCUCCUAGGAGGCGCCAUCGUGCCCGACUCGAAGCGAGGGCGGGCUCCAGCCUUCAGCUUCGGCAGCAGGCACAGCAACAAGAAUGACAGUCCUGGUCCUGGGCCGAAAUACAACAUCACUGGUCUUAGCUCAAAGGGCAAGGACAACCCGCAGGCGUCCACGCUGCACGGCCGGCCCAAGGACCACCACGUGGACGCCACGCCCGCGCCGGGGGACUACAGCCCGGAGAAGCUGGUGCUCGACCACUCGCCCAAGUACACCUUCGGCCUCAAGACCCAGCUGGACAAGCCCAGCACCACCCCAGCUCCCAACGUGUACAACAUCCCGAGCGUGCUGGGGCACUCGAAGGAGGGCAACAUGAAGGCGGCCCCGGCCUUCACCAUCUCGGGCCGCCAGAAGGAGCACCCCGACGACCGCGUGCUCACCCCUGGCCCGGGCACCUACGACAACGCCAAGCCGGAGAACUACAAGUCGCGCUCGCCCGCCUACUCCAUCAGCUCGCGCUACCAGCUGCCCUCCGACUCGACGCAGAAGCCCGGUCCGGGCGCCCACUACCCGGAGAAGGCUAGGAUGGAUGGUAUCACAUCGCACUCUUUUGGCAUCAAGCACUCGCCGUACAUCGGCAACUUGAAAGGGAACGUGUAUUAGAGCAUUAGAGCAGCAAUCAGCUUCCAUGCAGUGCUCUCAAGCCUUUCUGCAAAAGUGGCCUAACAGCAGGGAAAAUAAAAAAAAUGUGUUAAAUGAUUGGAAAGAGAUUAGUUUAAGACAUGGUCUGUAUUUAUUUACUAACUGGACAUUAAACUUAUCUGUACAGCCCAUUAUGUUUAGUUUGAUAACAUGCCAAAUUUUAGAAUCACACGCAUCAUUUAAUUAAGGAAUUUUUGCUUUUAUUUUAAAUUUUUUUUCCUAUUUGGAGAGUGAUCAUAACGCCAAUAUAAUUAGACUAGUUUUUUGUUACAGCGUAUCUCAGGUUUAGAAAUAGUGAAUGCUUCGCAAUUCUAGCUCUUUGAUAGAAAUAUGGCAUUUAACAUAACGGCUGUCUGGCAUUUGGUAAAAGUUGCUACACUUAUUUUGUUUAUACGCAAUAAUUAUAACCCUUUGUGGAUAACUAUAGGCCUAUAAUUAACAUAUCCUAGGUUUGGUGAUAGAAGGAUGUGAGUACGUUUGUGUCAAUAAAUAAAAUAAGGUAAGGAGAACCAAGUCUUAAGGUUUUUGAGUUAAGGGAAACAAAAAUAAACUUUAAAUGACGUUUUGAAGACACAUUAUGAAAUAUCUUUUUUACUUUGUUUUGCGUCAUGUGUUAUGAGGGUAUCGUACUUGCUGUAAAUUGUGAUAAUGUAAUACGCAUCAAUUUUACAAAUGUAAGUUAAAUUAGUCUUGUUAAUAUUUUGUAUGUUUAUAAAAUGACCUUUUUAAUAUAUGCUUAUUAUAUAUUAGUAAUGGUUACAUUUUAUAUAUGAAGUUUAAAAUAAUUUUCAGUUGUUCAACGUUCUGUACAUUUUACUGAACACUUUUCCAAUAAAAGUUCAUGCUUUACGCAUA